CUACUUCCGGUCUGACAUCUUAGGUCACGAACUACCAACUGCCAACUCCCAACUGCGAACUACCAACUACCAACUGCCAACUACCAACUGCAACUGCCAACUGCCAACUACCAACUGCCAACUGCCAACUACCAACUGCCAACUACCAACUGGAGUAGCACUCAGGGCCACCGUACAUUACAGAUAACUUUUUGGCUUCGUGACCAACCUCCUCCGGGAGUAUAUACAUGGUUUCUUGUCCGUGGGUGUGGUUUAUACAUAGAUCCUUUCCGGGCAAGAGUAGAAACAAGGGCUAUUAAUUUUGUGCUCUGCAAGUUUAAUACAGUACGUGUUCCUCUGAGCUUUGCUGCACUCUUAUCAUGUCAUCUCUUGUGGAUAUUCCCGAGUGGAAAGCACUCGAAAACCACUACAAAGCUGCCAAAGAUUGGCAGAUGAGAAAAAUGUUUGAAGAAAAUCCGGACAGAUUUAAGGAAUUCAGUGCUACUCUCAAUGGAAAGGAUGGAAAGGUGCUUAUUGAUUUCUCCAAGAAUAUAAUUCAAAAGGAGACGUUGGAACUCCUUUUCAACCUGGCACGAGCGCGUGGAGUUGAGCAGUUGAGAGACAAAAUGUUUUCUGGGGAGAGAAUCAACAUCACAGAGGAUCGUGCAGUCUUGCAUAUUGCCCUACGGAACCGCUCUGACAGGCCUAUUCUAGUCGCUGGGAAAGAUGUUAUGCCUGAUGUCAAUCGUGUUCUUGCGCAAAUGAAGUCUUUCACACAGGCUGUGCGUAGUGGAGAGUGGAAAGGAUACUCUGGUAAGAGGAUUACCGAUGUCGUGAAUAUUGGGAUUGGCGGAUCAGACUUGGGUCCUUACAUGGUCACUGAGGCUCUUAAGCCGUAUGGGAAAGGAGGACCCAAUGUUCACUUUGUGUCAAACAUCGAUGGCACUCAUCUUGCGAAGACCGUCUCCAGCCUGAAUCCAGAAAACACACUGUUCAUUGUUGCCUCCAAGACCUUCACAACCCUUGAAACAAUCACUAAUGCUAAGUCUGCUCGAAAGUGGCUUCUUCAAUCAGCAAAGGAUGAUUCUGUUGUUUCCAAGCAUUUUGUUGCGCUUUCAACAAAUGAGAUUGAAGUAACAAAGUUCGGAAUAGCCAAAGAGAACAUGUUUACUUUUUGGGACUGGGUUGGUGGUCGUUAUUCCUUGUGGUCAGCUAUUGGACUCUCAAUUGCUGUCAACAUAGGCAUGGACAACUUCGAGCAGCUUCUUGCUGGAGCUCACUUUGUUGACGAACACUUCCGUACUGCCCCCCUAGAGAAGAAUGUACCUGUCAUCAUGGGAGUGCUGGGUGUUUGGUACAAUAACUUCUUCGGUGCUCAAAGUCAUGGCCUGCUUCCCUAUGACCAGUAUCUGCACCGGUUUGCUGCCUACUUUCAGCAGGGAGAUAUGGAGUCAAACGGGAAAAGUGUGACUCGUAGCGGAGCAAGUGUUAACUACUCAACUGGGCCAAUUGUGUGGGGGGAGCCAGGAACCAAUGGUCAGCACGCCUUCUAUCAGCUAAUUCAUCAAGGUACAAAGGUUAUCCCGUGCGAUUUUAUUGCCCCUGUGGAAACACAGAAUCCUCUGGCUGACGGGCUGCAUCAUGAGAUUCUUCUUGCUAACUUUUUGGCCCAAACUGAAGCAUUAAUGCGUGGAAAAACACGUGGAGAGGCCAGAGAUGAGCUCGUCAAAGUUGGUGUUAAAGGACCAGAGCUGGACGCUCUCUUACCUCAUAAGAUUUUCAGUGGGAACAAGCCAACUAAUUCCAUCUUACUUCAAAAAAUCACUCCGUAUAGCCUUGGUUUGCUGAUUGCCUUGUACGAGCACAAGAUUUUUACACAGGGUGCCAUAUGGAACAUCAAUUCAUACGAUCAAUGGGGGGUGGAGCUUGGUAAACAGCUUGCUAAGAUUAUCCAGCCUGAGUUGAAGGGGAAGGAGCAAGCAACUGGACAUGAUGCCAGUACUAAUGGUCUUAUCAACUACAUUAAAGCUCAAACAAAAUAGAAGAGAAACAUAAUUAUAACUCAGACCAAAUAGGAGUGUAGGCUGGAGUGUAGGCUGUCAGAAUAUGUGGCGAGCAUGAAAUUGAAAUUUAUUAUUAUG
Molecule: messenger RNA, 2120 nt
Organism: Halichondria panicea
Lineage: Eukaryota; Metazoa; Porifera; Demospongiae; Suberitida; Halichondriidae
Product: glucose-6-phosphate isomerase-like
Exons: 21
Coding region: 360-2021 (553 amino acids)
Biological process (GO): glycolytic process; gluconeogenesis; glucose 6-phosphate metabolic process
Cellular component (GO): cytosol
Molecular function (GO): carbohydrate derivative binding; monosaccharide binding; glucose-6-phosphate isomerase activity
Source: RefSeq, a predicted model, not a curated record